Molecule: messenger RNA, 497 nt
Organism: Thecamonas trahens ATCC 50062
Lineage: Eukaryota; Apusomonadida; Apusomonadidae
Product: calmodulin
Exons: 2
Coding region: 21-461 (146 amino acids)
Cellular component (GO): myosin II complex
Molecular function (GO): calcium ion binding
Source: RefSeq, a predicted model, not a curated record
CACCCCUUUCUUGACCAGCCAUGGCAUCGUCGUCGUCUGUUACUGAGCGUGAGGUCCGCGAGGCCUUUGAUGUGUGGUGCCGGCAGAACUCCAAGCUGCCCGGCAAGGACCUCAUCAAUGUCCUUCGCUGUGUCGGCUUCAACCCGACUGAAGACGAGGUCGACGAGAUCUACGAGAACAUGAACGUCAACGAGGAGAUGUACCUCGAGUUUGCGCAGGUCAUGUCGGCGACUCGGCUCUGCCAAAAGACGGUGGAGAACCCAGAGGAGCUUGUCGAGGCCUUCCGCAUCUUUGACAAGCACGGGACUGGGUGCAUUGCUGCCAAGGAGCUGUCACGGAUCAUGACCACUCUUGGCGACAACCUCUCUGCCAAGGAAGCCGAGGCCAUGCUCGCCGAGUCGCGCAUCGACUCGGAGGGCAACGUCAACUACAUGGACUUUACCCGCAAGAUGAUGAUGUAGAGAGAGCUGGAGAUUGAUAAACGCUGUGCCGCACGC